GCCACCUUUUCGCAGAGUUUGUAAAUCUUCUGUGAAUUGGCUUUGAUCCAGUCCUCUUUUUGUUUUAUUUCAACAUUAUCACAAAUCUCGAUAGCCAAUUUGAUGCUCUCUACAGCUUGAUCGGUCGUCAAGUUGUUGCAGCUCACCGAGCAAGCAAGGAUGACUCGCAAGAACACGAGAUCCAAGGUUUUCAAUCCUCGCUUGGGACCAAAAAAAUGCUGGAUACUCUGGAGCCAAGAGGGAGUCGACUGGAAAUCUUUAUCAACCGCUCCGGCCUUUUGUGAAGAUGCAAUACGUGCCAAGGUUGCCAGACAAAAGAGGUUCCCCAUAUGGUCCUCGAAAUUGCGUAACAUCCUAGUGAGCUCUAAUUGGAGGCUAGACAUUAUCUCCGACGGGAUCUCGCAUAGCGCUCGGGGACAUGUUUGCAACGAAGCAGUGAGCUGGUAUACAGGGCCAAUGCUCUCUGCACAUGGGGCUUCUUUGACCAAGGAGAUCAGCUUGGUGAUGAAUGGCGCCAGACGUGCUGGGACGAUGAAGUUGUCCGGAACAGGCGAUGAUAGCAUGGCACUAGACGUGGAGAUAUACUGGAACUCUCCAUCUUCAAUGGCCUUUUGCAGAAAUAGGUCUAAUAAUUGAGGAUGACGCUCCAAUAAACCAUUGCGGAAGGGCUCAACACGCGCGAAACUCCCAAGCAGGCUCACCGCAAAAUUCGACCGAGACAGACCGUCGACGACGACGUCAGCCAGAGCCCCAAUCUGACACGGUUUGCGCGAGGCCCAGGACUGGAUUACGCCCAGAGAGCAGCAUUGAGUAAUGUCAUAAAGAUCCUGGAGAGAGGGUGCAUAUGGGGCUGUUAUCAAGCGCUCCACUUCGCGGCCCAACGCAAUCGAUUGGUCCGACAUGGCUACUCAAGGACCU
This is a messenger RNA of Aspergillus candidus, 918 nucleotides long. RefSeq lists its product as uncharacterized. The transcript has 4 exons. The annotation marks the transcript as partial. The record is from RefSeq and is a predicted model, not a curated record. Lineage: Eukaryota; Fungi; Ascomycota; Eurotiomycetes; Eurotiales; Aspergillaceae.